This is a messenger RNA of Strongylus vulgaris, 963 nucleotides long. The record is from the annotation of a GenBank genome assembly. Lineage: Eukaryota; Metazoa; Nematoda; Chromadorea; Rhabditida; Strongylidae.
AUGAGUGGGCUUACCACAGUCCCAGACAACAUCAACUUUCCGAACGAAGAGCAAAAAAUAUUGAAGACUUGGAAUGAAAAUAAGGUUUUCGAAAAAUCAUUGAAGUUAGCGGCUGAUAGACCCCGUUUCACAUUCUUCGAUGGCCCUCCUUUUGCUACCGGUCUUCCACAUUACGGGCACAUUCUGGCUGGAACCAUAAAGGAAUGGGAAACAACUGUUGCUCGGAUGGGUCGCUGGAUUGACUUCCAAAAUGAUUAUAAAACUCUUUAUCCCUGGUUUAUGGAAAGUGUGUGGUGGGCCUUCAGCGAGUUGUUCAAGAAGGGACUUGUCUAUAGAGGUGUUAAGGUGAUGCCAUACUCUACAUCAUGUAGCACACCCCUGUCAAACUUUGAAGCUGGUCAAAACUACAAGGAUGUUGUAGACCCUGCCGUUUUCAUUGGAUUCCGACUCGAUGAUAAUCCGAACCGAAUGAUGGUGGCGUGGACUACAACUCCGUGGACUCUUCCUAGUAACCUGGCUUUAUGUGUGCACCCUGAUCUGGAUUACGUUAUAGUUAAAGAUCCCGCGACCAAUGUUGAAUACGUAAUAAUGGAGGAGCGAUUGUUUGAGUUGAAAAAUGAAAGCCUCAUAGUUUUGGAAAAGCUCAAGGGACGCAUGUUUGAAGGAAAAGGAUACGAACCUCUAUUUCCUUACUUUAACCACAUGAAAAGCGAAAGAAAUGCGUUUCGUGUGCUUUGCAACUCAUUUGUUACUACUGACCAAGGAACUGGUAUCGUGCAUCAAGCUCCUUACUUCGGAGAGAUUGAUUUUCAAGUCUGUCUGGAAAAUGGCAUAAUCACAAAGGACAUGAAAAUCAUAUGCCCAGUAGACGAAAAUGGGAGGUUUGUUAUAAUGCUUCUCUUCGAUUUUAUAUUCAUUCUCAUCAAAACUCUAUGCUCUACAUACACGUGGAAAACUAGGUAA